UUCUUUCCGUUCUCAACAUGGCUUGCAAGAGCUUGAGAGAGCGUGUGGAGUUAGUUUUUGAAAACGAAAAUUUUGAUGAGCUACCUCAAAUUUACGCCGAAUUAAAUAAAAAGUUUAAAUGUAAUUCUGUUUUGCCAUCUACUGACGUGUUGCAAAAACAACUUACUUUUGGUUUUAUCCAAAGAAAUUGCCAUGCAGAAUACUACCUUCCUGCCUAUGUGAAAGCAAAGAAGGAUGGUUGCGCAAUUACGUUGAAGUCUCAGGUCAAUGGAAAUUGCCUGUACAGUUCUAUGGCGUUGUGUUUGUUUGGGAAAAAUGUGAUGGUUGACGACUUACGAAUUCUUGUGUCAGUGGAGCUAAUGAUGAAUGCUAGCUUUUACUGUAAGCAUCCUCUAUUUUCUUCUAUCCUUGCUCUUCCAGAAAGUCUCUUUAAAUCUAUGGAAGAUAUUCUCAAUAUGUCUGUCUGCAAUUCUGCAUUUAACACAGACAAAAAACAAGAAGACUUAGUUAAGGAGGUAGCCAUUUUAAAUUUAGUAGAUCGGAAAUAUUGUUCCUUUCUUGCUAUGCUUGCUCUGUCAUCUGUCACAAACAGGAAUAUAUUUUCUUAUUACCCAGAUUAUGGAUGCAAAAAAGCUCAAAUGUUGUUUAACCAAUUAAUAGAGCCUAGACAACCAAGCUCUGCUUUUGCUAUUCACAUUUUGUUUUGCUAUGAGGGCUUACUUCCAUCCAGAGAAAAUUUUGCACCUAAUCAUUUCGUUCCAAUUAUUUUUAAGCAGAUACAUAAACGCAAGUCAGGUUCAGCUGCGGACACAAAAGUUUUAUCUCCUCCUGUGAAAAGGCAAACAAGGUUUUUUCCGGAUGCACAGGCAACAGGGAAAUUAUCUCUUGUAAAACCUGUGAUUAAAUAAUAAUAAUAAUAAUAAUAAAUAUUUAAAGUGGCUAGCCCAGAAAAUCACAAAAACCUAUAGUUAGUGGAUUGUUUCCACUGGGGGCCACUAGAACAAAAAAGAAACAAAAAAUGAUAAACCUUAGACUGCCUCAGCUCAAUCAAACAUAGUAACAUUUAUAAUCUGUGAAAAUUGAAAAGAAAAAGAAUAAAAAACAAAAAUUAAAAAAUUCAAAAGUGAUCUCCAUUAGAAUUUGCCAAAUACAUUAGAGAUGGAAGUCUUAAACGAAAGCAGACUUCCAUCACAGGUCACUUGGUCUGGAAGAUUAUUCCACACUUUUGCAGCUCUAAAUGGGAAGGCUUUUUUGCCAAAUUCCGUGUUGACCAAGGGAAGUGUGAACCUGUUUUUUGAAGCUCCUCUUGUUUGAUGAUUAUGACAGUUUUUUGUCAAAAGGAAUUUUGAGCGCAUGUAAUCAGGAGCAAUGUGAUUCAUGGCUUUAAAAACUAAUAUGGCAUCGUUUUUGAUGAGUAAAUUAUUCAUUGAAUAUUCCCUCUCUUUCCCAAGAAAGGUACGGACACAUUUUAAUCGUUUUUCUAGUUUUCCCAAUCUACCUUGGGUGGCACAAGCCCAUGCCGAGGAGCAGUAGUUGAAAUAUGGCAUGACAAGUGCAUUAAUUAAAAGGUUUUUUGUGUGAGGUGUUAAACAGGAUGCAAUGGUUCUAAUUUUAGAAUAUUUAAUUAGUAUUUUUCUAUUUAUGUCAUUAAUGUGCUUUUCCCAUUGCAUUUUUUGAUCAAAUGUUACCCCAAGAUAUUUAACUUUUUCGCUCCUCUUCAAAGGAAUACCCAUAUAGUUGAUAGUUUUGUUCUCAACUUUUUUUAACUGGCUGUGGUUGCCGAAAAAGAUUGUUUCAGUUUUGUCCGUAUUAAUAGUCAUUUUGUUAUUAUUCAGCCAGAGGUCGACUUGCGAAAGUUCUAACUCGACCUGGGAGACAAGGGUAUCCAAGUUUUUAUGAGACGAAAUAAUUAUUGUAUCAUCCGCAUAUAGAUGGUGGUAGUUUGAAUUGAUGACAGAUUUUAAGUCAUCAAUAUACAAAAGAAAGAGCAGGGGCCCCAACACAGAUCCCUGCGGCACCCCAAAAGCGUCUUCAUGAAGCAGAUCUGAUCCUGUGUCGUUUACAAGAGUCAGCUGCAUUCGGUCCGUUAAGUAGGACUCGAACCAGUCAAAGGCAGCAUCUCUGAUGCCAAAACACCAUAGUUUUUUUAACAAAAUUUUAUGAUCAACAGUGUCAAAAGCUUUUUUAAGGUCAAUGAGCACAGCACAAACAAAGUUAUGUUGGUCGAGCUCAGUAAGAAUAAAAUCAGAGACAUCGACUACUGCAGUUUCUGUGGAAAAGAGUUUUCGAAAUCCGGACUGUCUGUCAUUCAGGAAGUUGUGCUCAGAAAUAAAAUGAGACAUUUGCUCAUGCACUAACUUUUCAAAAAUUUUCAUAGGAAUUGGCAAAAUGGAGAUAGGCCGAUAAUUAGUAGGAUCUGUUUUAUUGCCACUUUUAAAAAUAGGCGAGACCCUUUUAGUCUUCCAACAUUUAGGUACAUAACCAGUAAAUAAAGAUUUGUUGAAAAGACUUGAUAAAUAAAUACUUAAAACUGACGAACCUGCUUUUAGCAGUCGUGAACCAAUUCCGUCCAAGCCUGUAGCUUUAUUAAGUUUUAGUGAUCUAAUUAUUUUUUCGACACUUUUGGUCUCAAUACGAGCCCACCGAAAAUCGUGUCUGCUAACAGGUGGAUUAACAUUAGUAGUGUCAGAAGAAAAUUUAGAGGCUAGUUUUGCACCAACACUGACAAAAAAUGAAUUGAAUGUGUUGGAAAUUUCUUUUGGGUGAGAAGUUUCUGUACCAUCGUUUUGGACUACUCGUUUUAUCGAGGUAGUAUUGCCUGACUUAUCAGGAACCAGUUUUUUUAGGGUUUUCCAAAGUUGUUUUGGCCGUUUUUGAAAGUCCUGCAAAACGUCAUUAUAGUACUCGUUUUUGAGUCGAUUUUUGAGACCUAUUACCUGGUUCCUUUUUUGUUUGAAAGCUUCCCAGUCUAUGAUGGAUUUUGUUUUUGAUGCUUUCCGUUUCAAGAAGUCUCUUUCUUUGAUGGCUAUUAUUAAUUCAUCAGUGACCCAUGCCUCAACACGGCCAGAAAAUCUAUGUGUUUUGAAAGGGGCAUGUUUGUCAGCCACUGUUUUAACAUUUUUAUUCAGUUUCUCACAUGCUUUAUCAAGGUCAUCAUAAUUAUUAAAAUAUGACCAGUCUAAAUUCCUGAGGUCUUUCAGAAAAGCCUCUUCACUGAAGUUCUUGUAGCUACGAACCUUGCAUGUUUUAGGUUCAAAUUUUGGCCUUUUGAAUUUUCUGAUCACAUAAACUAAAUUGUGAUCACUGAUGCCUAAAUCCAUGACACCAGUUUUAGAAAUACAAGAACUGUUAGAAAGUAUCAAGUCUAUAAGAGUGCUACUAUUUUCAGUAACACGAGUUGGCUCCGUAAUAUGUUGUUUUAGGAAAAGAGUGGAGCAUAAUUCCUUUAUUUUGGAGGAGAGAGCAUAUUUUGAAAGCAUGUUACAGUUAAAAUCUCCCAAGAUAAAAACUUCUUUCUCUUCUGGGAGCUUGUUAAAACACUGUUUAAAAUGAGUACACAGGUUUUCGGUACUCUGCAAAUCACUACCUCCAGGUGGCCUGUAAACCCCACACACGUAAAUAGGUUUAGUUUUUUUCAGGCACACUUUCACCCAUAGUGAUUCAACAUUUUCGAAGUAAAGGUGUUUCAAAAGGUGGCUAUCCAAGUUUUCAUUAACAAAAAUUAGAACACCCCCACCUCGUCUAUUCCGAUCAUUCCUAUAACAAACAUAGCCAUCAAUUUUAACGUCAUUGUCAGUGAUGGUGUCAUCAAUUUUGGUUUCACAGAUGGAGAAUACAUCAAGUUUUGUUUGAUGUAGCAGAAGUUUAACAUAGUCUAGUUUGGAUGACAGACCAUUAAUGUUGAGAUGGGCCAUUUUUAAGCCCUUCCCAUUUCUGAUUGCCUCAAAAUCAAAGUUUUCAUCAAUAGUAAUAUUGAUGUUGUCCGGAAUUUCGUCACCAAAUGACUCCUCAUUAGCAAAGGGCAAAUUACGAGAAAGACAGGGACUGCAAACGAAAAACAGUUUAUCUUCAGGAGUCUUCAUAAAUUGUUGAUAUUUUUUAUCAGAAAUACGCUCACAUUUUUUAUGAGCCCAUAAUCCACACUUGUCACAAGAAAGUGCUUUGUGUGUUUUUGCCACAGGUUUUAAGCAUGAAGAACAGGGAUACUUAACAGGACCUGGGUUGAGGCAGAUGUCCCCUGACAAGAGGAUUAAAAAAUAGAAAUACUUGUGCCUGCUUGGCUUAAGUUUUGAUAAAGCCAUUAAUUUUAAUUGGAGAGUGAGCUGGCUUUCAGAAACUCUAUUGCAGGCAUCAAGUGAAGAGAUAGAAAAGAAACUCCUAUCUAGUCGACUCAUUUCGUUGUUGUUGGGUGAGCUACUUUUGAACGAAGGUUUUGUAUUGCUCAAAAAUACAACGAACACAAAAAUCAGUUUUAGCGUAAAUGUGGGGUUUCCUACCUGAGUAAAGUUAUUUUUAAGUCGUAGAGAGAUCAUUCUACGGUUAUGUGCUCUUCCAAAACUAUGUUUGAAGGAUCUGAGGCAAGCCCAUUUCCUUACGAUGUUACACAGAAGGAGCAGCAGGAA
Hydractinia symbiolongicarpus is the source of this 4622-nucleotide messenger RNA. RefSeq lists its product as uncharacterized. NCBI's taxonomy places the organism in Eukaryota, Metazoa, Cnidaria, Hydrozoa, Anthoathecata, Hydractiniidae. The coding region runs from base 18 to 908 and encodes 296 amino acids. The record is from RefSeq and is a predicted model, not a curated record. The transcript has 2 exons.